UUUUUUUUUUUUUUACCAUAAUUUGGGUUGUUGCACUUGUUUCCCUUCAUUUCGAAGGUUUCUUCUACAGUUCAUUCGAGAAAACAACCAAAAUCGUUCGCUUCCAGAAUCCAAUUUCAAAUUCCCAAAUCAGAGCGCAACGCCUGAACCUUUUUUCUCAAGACAAUUUGAAGUUCGAUUUAUAAGGGCUGUUUGUCUGCCGAGAAAACGAUGCAGAAAAUGGCACAGGGAUGGUUCACGCAAGGGGGUAGUAGUGGCAGUGAUAAUCAGCUCAAAACUUCCUCUUCCUUGCUCGCUGAUUGGAAUUCUUACGCAGAAUCCCAAGCUGCUGAUGAUAGCACCUCCAGUUUGGGAAUUGGAUUCGAUCUCGAAAGUGCUGUUAGGUCCGCCAAUGAAACUGUUUCAGGAACUUUCAGCGUGGUUUCUAAAGGAGUGAGAGAACUUCCUGGAAACUUCCAAUCUGCCACUAGCAAUGUUCCCUCAGGAAAAGCCCUGAUGUAUUUUGGUUUGUUUCUAGCAACUGGGGUUUUCUUUAUUUUCAUUGCGUUUACCAUGUUCCUCCCUGUCAUGGUUUUGAUGCCUCAAAAGUUUGCCAUCUGCUUUACCCUUGGGUGCUGCUUCAUCAUUGGAUCCUUCUUUGUACUCAAGGGUCCAAAGAAUCAGCUUGCACAUAUGUUCUCAAAAGAGAGACUUCCUUUUACGGUGAUCUUUAUUGGUAGUAUGUUGGGCACCUUAUACGUUUCCAUGGGGCUCCACAGCUAUAUUCUCUCCGUUAUCUUCUCUGUAUUACAGGUUCUUGCACUUGCAUACUAUGCUGUUUCAUAUUUCCCCGGUGGGUCUACUGGGAUGAAGUUUCUGUCAUCUGCUCUUACGUCUUCGGUAAUGAAAUGUUUCGGUAGGUGAUCUCAACUCCAAUGUGGCAUUCACUAGGUGCACUGCAAAUUUUUCUCCUGAUUAGAGAUCUAUGUUAAUGUUCGUAAAGUUUUGGAAAUGAUCCAUAACAUGUCGCUGAAUGUAUAAACCAAAAGUAUUAGCAACAGGCGCCAUUUUUCUGCGUUCUUUUCUGGUUGUUCUCAUCCCCAUCAUAAUAUUGACUGAGUUAUUCAGCAACUGUAGAGAGGAGGUCCAUUAGUGGGACAAAGUUGUGAAGGCUUUGGGGCAUUAAUGAUGUUAUUUUCUGCCAUCACAAUUUGAGGGCAAUAGAGAAUGAAAUUAGAUUACUUCAUCCAGCUGACUUUCUUAUUAUAUAUUGUCCAUUCUUUUAUGAAAAAGUUACCAAACUCUCUCAUAAGGAUUGUUUCUAUAUGAAUUGAUGGUAAAUUGAUAACU
Molecule: messenger RNA, 1329 nt
Organism: Benincasa hispida (wax gourd)
Lineage: Eukaryota; Viridiplantae; Streptophyta; Magnoliopsida; Cucurbitales; Cucurbitaceae
Product: Got1/Sft2-like vescicle transport protein family
Biological process (GO): vesicle-mediated transport
Cellular component (GO): membrane
Source: RefSeq, a predicted model, not a curated record